This is a messenger RNA of Nicotiana tabacum (common tobacco), 3167 nucleotides long. RefSeq names its product phosphatidate phosphatase PAH1-like. NCBI's taxonomy places the organism in Eukaryota, Viridiplantae, Streptophyta, Magnoliopsida, Solanales, Solanaceae. Gene Ontology annotation, biological process: lipid metabolic process. The record is from RefSeq and is a predicted model, not a curated record. Gene Ontology annotation, molecular function: phosphatidate phosphatase activity.
CAAAAAAUCAAGAGAGAAUUUUCGGUUAUCGUUUUUAUUUCUCUCUCCAACCCCUCUUCAGCGCUGAGAUCAAUGUCGAAUUGAUCCACCUAUAAUUGAAGUUUGAAGAUUUUCUGGGGUACAUUUUUGUCACAUUGACAAUUUUCAAUCUAUGUUCUUGUUAAGCUUGGAAGUUAUGUUUGUCACGUGGAUUCUGGGAUCAAUAUUAAUUGGUCCGACUACAUUGUAAUAUAUCCUAAGUUUCUUUUGAGUUUUCAACUAUUUAGUAUCUGGGGUGAAAGUCAUUAGGGGGGUGGAGAAAAUGAAUGUUGUUGGUAAAGUUAGCAGCUUUAUAACACAAGGUGUGUACUCAGUUGCCACCCCAUUUCAUCCUUUUGGUGGAGCAGUUGACAUAAUUGUUGUGAAGCAGCAGGAUGGAACUUUUAGGAGCACACCUUGGCAUGUUCGAUUCGGUAAAUUUCAAGGUGUCCUUAAAGGGGCAGAAAAAGUUGUCCGAAUUGAAGUUAACGGUGUAGAAGCUGGUUUUCACAUGUAUCUUGAUAAUUCUGGUGAAGCAUAUUUUAUCAGAGAGGUUACCGCUGAUAAUGAGAGCGAAACAAAUGGGGAUUCAAAGGAAUCUGGUAGUCAAAAAGGGGAUAAUGUUAACAACAAAGAUAUUAUAAAGGAUGGUGCUCUGUCCACACAUGAUAAUAGUGACUCUAAUGAAGCUGAUUUACCAUCGCGAGAUGAAGGUGUGACAUUGGGUAAUGAGCUAGCGGAAUUUGGUUCCAGGAGAUAUGAGAAUUUGGAUAAUGUAGAGGAGGUGUUAGAAUCACAUGACUCCAGUUCUGAAGUUGUUAUGGUGAGUGUGGAUGGCCAUAUAUUGACAGCACCAAUCUCAUCAUCGGAAAGGAAUGUGGAAGAUGUCAAAUUAGACACGCCUAGGUUUAAUCUAGGCCCUGGUCAGGGGACAGAUUUAUUUGAUGGUAACUCAGAGUUCAUCACAGGUGAAGCUACAUGGGCUGAUGAUUAUUCGAGUGAUCAGGAGACACCAAACGAUGCUCCUGCAGAUGCUUGCAGUGUGAAGAACGAGAGCAAUACGGUUGAGCACCAGUUAAAUGUUUCUGAAGUAGACGGUCAAUUUAGAGUAAAUUUGGAUGUGAAGAACCAGGAAAAUGGCCAUGUGGAGGUUACAUCAUGUGGCAACAAGAAGGAUAAGGUUUCUCCAGUGAAGAUUCCGGAAGGGGUUGACGAUUUGUUAAAUCCUAGUACUGACCGUCCCUGCAGUUCUCCUUCACCAGAUUUAAAGCUUCAAUGUAACACCCUUCAGAAAUGUGAGUCAGAGAUUGAUUGUAAUGGUUCUGACGGCUCAAUAGACCAUCGUGCUGUUAGUGAUAAACACCUAGAGGAACAGAAUGAUGUAUCUUUAGCAGCUGAAAAAAUAAAAAGUGACCAGCAAGAACCAGAUGAAUGUUCUCAAUGUGAAAAUGUGAAGCGUCUUAUAGAAGCUUUUCUCAAAGUAAUAGCUACAGGAGUAGAGAUAUCUCUUUGUGGCAACUUGCUUUAUGCUGGAAUGGGUUCUAGUGCUGCAAGAGAAGCCUUUGAUGCAAAUCGCAUAUCUGAGGAUGAAUUCAGAAGUUCUUCAGCAUCCAUAAUCAAGAACGAGAAUUUAGUUGUCAGAAUUCGAGGAAACUAUUUUUCGUGGGAUAGAGCUACUCCUAUCAUUCUUGGCAUGGCCGAAUGUGAUAUGGAAUUGCCUGCUGAAUGUGAUGAUGUCAUACCUGUGGAACGGGAGGAGACCUCAAAAUCGGGAGAGGAUGAUAGUGGGAUCACUUCGGUUGCUUCUGGACGACAAUGGACUCUCUGGCCAAAUCCAUUUAGAAGGGUUAAGACACUUGAGGACAGUAACUAUAAUUCAUCAAAUGAAGAGGUCUUUGUUGAUUCUGAAUCUAGCCCAAUGUACCAGUCUAUAGAACAAACAAAUAUCACCCAAGGAGGCAAGCAAUCUCCUCAGGAGCAAUUUGUGAGAACAAAUAUUCCCACUUCCGGUCAAAUCACAUCUUUGAACCUGAAGGAGGGGCAGAAUAUGGUAACCUUCAUUUUCUUGACCCGAGUCCUAGGAGAGCAAAAGGUUGAAUCCCACCUAUAUUUGUGGAAGUGGAAUGCACAAAUAGUAAUUUCUGAUGUCGAUGGGACUAUUACCAAGUCUGAUGUUCUUGGUCAGUUUAUGCCUUUGGUUGGGAAGGACUGGACACAUUUUGGAACUGCCAGACUUUUCUCGGCAAUCAAGGAAAAUGGGUAUGAGCUUCUCUUUCUCAGUGCGCGUGCAAUUGUUCAAGCAUAUCUGACCAAGAAUUUCCUGUUUAAUCUCAAACAGGACGGAAAGACCCUACCCAAUGGACCUGUUGUGAUUUCUCCUGACGGUUUAUUUCCAUCGUUGUACAGAGAAGUUAUAAGAAGAGCUCCUCAUGAAUUCAAGAUAGCCUGUUUAGAGGAUAUCAAAGCACUUUUCCCACAAGAUUACAAUCCAUUUUAUGCAGGCUUUGGGAAUAGGGACACUGAUGAAUUCAGUUACAGAAAAAUUGGGAUUCCCAAAGGCAAAAUUUUUAUAAUCAACCCAAAGGGGGAGGUAUCAAUUAAUCAUCAAAUUGAUGUGAAAUCCUAUACUUCAUUGCACAGUCUUGUUGAUGACAUGUUCCCACCGACAUCCAAGGUUGAGCAGGAAGAUUUUAAUGCAUGGAACUUUUGGAAAAUGCCCCUCUCAGAUAUAAAUUACUUGUAGAGAUUUGUUUUCACAAAGAUGGAUCUAUUUUGUUGAUCUGGAAAGUUGAAAACCUGUAAUUAAGCCCAGUAUACAUCAAUCACUUCUAGCUUUGUGAAAAAGAGGGCUGUCAUUAUUGAUUUUUUGGUCUCGUAUUCAGUGGCGGAGCCAGGAUUUUCAUCAAGGGGGGUCAAAAAUCAAAAUAUAAAGAAAUAAACUCACCAAGAAGUCAAGGCAUGUCAAUACAUAGUAUAUAUACAUAUUUUUUUAAAAUUACCUAGUUAUACAAUGUAAUUUUCCGACGAAGGGGACAACCCUUGAGUGCUUGUAGCUCCGCCACUGCUCGUAUUAAGUGUAUAAAAACAGUUUUGUACUCGCAAUCAAUUAAUAUUGUUAUUUCAUUUAAAGAAUAAGGUCCUGAGGGAAU